GUUUUAUAGCGAUGCAGUGAACGUUUGACCUUGGUCACUGGUUGUGCCAAGUCAGUCGGGCGUGACAGCUAAUGCUAAUAGUAGCUAAAUCGUAGCUAAUGCUAGCCAACAACUGUAACUGUCAGUGUAAACCUAGGAGCUACGAAAUCCACCCAGCGGUUUAAGGGGAGAUAUCUCCUGUCGUGUAUGUUAAAGAAAACACCGGAUACAGCUGAAACUGUGACCAGAUAGCAGGAAGGCAUCCUGAGACCAUGCUGGCACGUCUGUUCAGGCUCCAUGGUCUGCUGGUGGCUUCCCACCCAUGGGAGGUAAUAGUGGGCACCCUAGCUCUCACCGUCUGCCUCGUGUCCAUGAAUAACCUGUCAGCCAGCAGCCAGGUGUGCAGCUGGAAUGAAUGCCCCAAGGCCGAGGAGAAGAUCCACAGCAGUGACAUAAUCAUCCUAACAGUCACACGCUGCAUGGCCAUCCUUUACAUCUAUUUCCAGUUCAAGAAUCUACGACAACUGGGAUCCAAAUAUAUACUGGGUAUUGCAGGGUUAUUUACAGUAUUUUCCAGCUUUGUUUUCAGUACAGUGGUCAUCCACUUCUUUGGGAAAGAACUGACAGGCCUAAAUGAAGCUCUGCCCUUCUUCCUCCUGCUCAUCGACCUGUCCAAAGCCUGUGCCUUGGCCAAAUUUGCCCUCAGCUCAAACUCUCAGGAGGAGGUGAGGGAGAACAUCUCCCAGGGCAUGGCCAUCCUGGGCCCCACCUUCACACUGGAUGCACUGGUUGAGUGUCUGGUCAUUGGAAUUGGCACCAUGUCAGGUGUGCCUCAGUUAGAAAUCAUGUGCUGUUUUGGCUGUAUGUCAGUACUGGCCAAUUACUUUGUCUUCAUGACUUUCUUCCCUGCGUGUGUCUCCCUGGUCCUGGAGCUGUCCAGGGAAAGCCGGGAGGGCCGGCCCAUCUGGCAACUGAGCCACUUUGCCCGCGUGCUGGCUGAAGAAGAGGACAACAAGCCCAAUCCUGUGACCCAAAGGGUUAAAAUAAUCAUGUCUUUGGGCCUGGUUUUGGUUCAUGCCCACACCCGACUGGCAGCUGAGCAUCCAGGUCAGAAUCGCACACUGGAGGGGUCAGUUGCAAAGAGACGGGAGUUUGGUGGUACCAUGUGGCCUCUGAAGCUCGCUAGUGUGGACCUGGAACAGGUGAUAACCCUGGGUCUGGCCCUGCUCCUGGCUGUGAAGUACGUCUUCUUUGAGCAGACGGAGACUGUGUCUUCCCUCUCUCUCAGGAGUCCCAUGAUUAGCUCCUCUUCAGCACAGAGGCCCAGAGUGGUGGAGGACUGCUGCCAGAGGGAUCUUUCAGGCUCAAAACCCCAGAAAACCAUGAACAGUAGCUCAAUAACCAGCCCCGCCUCCCCAGCUGUCUCAGACUCUAAACCUUCCCCCGAGGCUGAUGUGGUGUUCAAAGCUACAGAGGUGACUCAGCCAUCGGCAUCCUUGGUGGAGAAUGGCCCCUUUGUUUCAUUUUCUGUGGGUUCCCUUGUUCAGACGCCUUGCGUACCUCAGUGUAGCUCUAACUGUGAGCCCCGGACGAUGGAGGAAUGUGUGGCCAUCCUCUCUGAUCCUCAGAGAGGUGCUCGUUUCCUCAGCGAUGCAGAGGUGAUGAACCUUGUCACUUCACGUAACAUCCUAAACUAUAAGCUGGAAGCUGUCCUUGAGACUCCAGAGAGAGGCGUGGGCAUCAGGAGGGAAAUGUUAGCAUCCAAACUACCUGUUCCCUCAGCCUUGGAUUGUCUGCCUUACAAGGACUAUGACUAUUCUAAGGUGAUGGGUACUUGCUGUGAGAAUGUCAUCGGCUACAUGCCGGUGCCAGUAGGAGUGGCCGGUCCACUUCUGUUGGACAACAAACAGUUUUAUGUUCCCAUGGCGACCACAGAGGGUUGUCUGGUAGCCAGCACCAACAGAGGCUGCAGGGCACUUUCUCUGAGCAGGGGCUGCCGCAGCAGGAUCCUAGCAGACAGUAUGACCAGGGGUCCUGUGGUGAGGCUGCCCUCAGCGUGCCGGGCUGCAGAGGUCAAAGUCUGGCUCGAGACCCCGGACGGAUUCGGGCUGAUCAAAGAGGCCUUCGACCAGACCAGCAGGUUUGCCCGCCUGGAGAAGCUGUUAGUGAGCUUAGCAGGGAGGAACCUGUACCUUCGCUUCCAGAGCCAGACAGGAGAUGCCAUGGGAAUGAACAUGCUUUCAAAGGGGACUGAGCAGGCUCUGCACAGGCUGCAGCAGCAGCAUCCAGACAUGGAUGUGCUCUCGGUCAGUGGUAACUAUUGCACUGACAAGAAGUCAGCUGCCAUAAAUUGGAUUCUGGGCCGUGGCAAGUCUGCUGUGUGUGAGGCCACGAUCCCGGCCAAGGUGGUCAGAGAGGUGCUGAAGACCAGUACAGCUGCUCUGGUGGAGCUAAACAUCAACAAGAACCUGGUGGGCUCGGCCAUGGCUGGCAGUAUCGGGGGCUUUAACGCUCAUGCUGCCAACAUUGUGGCGGCCAUCUACAUCGCCUGUGGACAGGAUCCAGCUCAGACGGUGGGAAGUUCCAACUGCAUCACUCAGAUGGAGCCUGCUGGUCCACAGGGGGAGGACCUGUACAUCAGCUGCACUAUGCCCUCCAUAGAGCUGGGCACUGUGGGAGGGGGCACCAACCUGCCGCCACAGCAGGCCUGUCUACAGAUGCUUGGCGUCCAAGGUACCAGUCCCAGCCAGCCAGGCGAGAACGCCCGGCAGCUGGCCCGCAUCGUUUGUGCCACUGUGCUGGCAGGGGAGCUCUCCCUCAUGGCCGCUCUAGCCGCCGGACACCUCGUCAGGAGCCACAUGACCCACAACAGAUCUAAAAUAAACCUGUUAGAGACUGCUCAGUCAGAAUCAGAGACCAAUGCGUGACAAAGCGAGAGCAAACGAGCGCUCCAGACAACGUCCCUGUGAGAAAUGAGUGCAUUGGGUGGUGCAAGCAGUCAGCACAUGGUGAAGACCUCAACCAGUGUGAGCUUGCUUUGUGUGUUGCACGGCUGCUUGCUACACCACUUCCUGGCUUCAGAUAAUAUGUUGGUGCUGUGCAUUUGUCUGCAUCUUAACGUUGCAAUAGUGUUGGAGAAACGCCUUUGCUGUUGGUACUGGUCUUUGCUUUGGACUGGAGAAAUCCAACAUGCUGUAUAAAGUCUUGAACAAGUAUCCUGUGCCUCUGAACAUUGUAGAGCCAAAAGCUUUUCCCAUUAUCCAUGGAAAGACAGCUCAGCUGUAACCUUGGCUUUUCUCUGAGAAACAGAUCUUUGCACUUGCCAAAUGCUUGCUUGAGACAGAUGGCGUUGUUACUGCAUUUGGUGACGUUAGUUUAAAAUGCCACUUUUCUGCCUCUUACUCUGUUGUAGGCUGUCACUUGUACAACCCUUCCUGAAUUAAGGUGCUACUGUAGACUGCCUGUGGCUGCUGGGCAGCACCUGGCCUUAGA
Monopterus albus (swamp eel) is the source of this 3471-nucleotide messenger RNA. RefSeq names its product 3-hydroxy-3-methylglutaryl-coenzyme A reductase-like. Gene Ontology annotation, biological process: isoprenoid biosynthetic process; sterol biosynthetic process; coenzyme A metabolic process. Lineage: Eukaryota; Metazoa; Chordata; Actinopteri; Synbranchiformes; Synbranchidae. The transcript has 20 exons. Gene Ontology annotation, cellular component: endoplasmic reticulum membrane; peroxisomal membrane. Bases 252 to 2906 code for a protein of 884 amino acids. Gene Ontology annotation, molecular function: hydroxymethylglutaryl-CoA reductase (NADPH) activity; NADP binding; protein binding. The record is from RefSeq and is a predicted model, not a curated record.